GCGAGAUUAAACCUUCAACCCCUCUUUUCCUUCUUAGCGGGACACUGGAACCCUAAUUUGAAAUCUCCGUCCCAGCCAUCCCAAAUCCUCGCUUUCUCCCAAAGUUUCUAGCUUCCUGACCUAAUUUCCUCUCUGCCAGAAUUCGCUUUUCGCCAUGAACUGCGAAACUUGCCAGCUUAAAGAACUGGUGGUGGAACCAUUGGAGAUACGGGAUGUGUUGCGCUGCAUAUUGCAUACAAUUGUAUUCCAUAGAGCAUUAGGACUUGUGCGGCCAAAAGACGUUGACUGUGAACUCUUUGAAAUUACUUAUGUACAAUGUGGAGAUGCUGAAUUAGAAAGAAAAAUAGAUGAAAAAAUUGACCUGUUUAUCGGUUGGGUAGAGAAACAUCCAAACAAAAAAAGCCAGGUAUGCUUAUCCUUCUAUGAGGUCAGAAACAAGCAAGCAACAUGGAUGUUCAGUAACAAAACUGAGCGCCUUUAUUGGGAGCAAUGGUAUAUUAAUUUGCAUGUAAUAAACACCAAAACGCAUGGCAAAUCUCAUAAUUCCAAAGCACCGAUAAACCCUGGAGAUAAUGCACUGGAAGAAAGCAGUUCUAGACGUGCUUCUUUGGAGUCAGCACUCCAUGAAGUCUUGUUUCAAAUCAUUAAAUUUGUCAAUGAGAAGAAAGACCAUAUUCCAUCUGUAACAAAUUCUGAAGUUAUAUCAUUUCCAUAUGAAAUCACGACCCCAAGAAAGUUCUACAUAUAUCUGGAUCUCCAGGUGACCCCUUUUCCUUCGACGUGUUGCACAGCUCAUCAGAUUCUUCCUUCGGGUGGCACACUGAUGUCCUCAAGAGGAUGCUGCAAACUGGGCAUCCUUCCAUGCUCAGCUAACUGUAUGAUCUUUCAGAGCGUGAGCUCCACCCAUCACCUUCAUGCCUACAGCUUGUCUGCGGUUACUUUCUCCUCGUAAUGUUUACCCAUAUCGAGCAAGCUGUUAUGGCUUCAAACAAGACUCUGAUAGCAGUAAUAUCAGCUUCAUAUCUGCGCUCAGGAUUGUAUGAUGUGAUGGCAAAGAUGAACUGCGAUGCAAUUUUUUGUAGGUUAUGUUGUACAUAGCCCUUUGUUGAACCUUGUGUAUGUUUGUUGUAUAUGGGUAUUCCUACCUAUGAAUGAGAUAAACUUUGUAGACAUUCAGAAUGCAAAUAUUUUCUUUGCUCAUAAACAAUGACAAUUUUAAAAUACCUUGGAACCUCAAA
Molecule: messenger RNA, 1238 nt
Organism: Elaeis guineensis (African oil palm)
Lineage: Eukaryota; Viridiplantae; Streptophyta; Magnoliopsida; Arecales; Arecaceae
Source: RefSeq, a predicted model, not a curated record